AUGACUCGUAAAAGUUAUAAGUUUACAAUAGCAAUAAGUGUUUUAUUUUUAAUAUUUUUUUGGCAGUUUUUCGAGAGAGAACGCAGAUCGAAAUUAGAUGAAGAAGAAUUACAAUUUGCUAGAAACUUGACUUUUAUUCCUUCAUUCCAUCAUUAUAAUCCUGACUAUUUUGUAAGUUAAAAAAUCCAAGUAAAAAUGUUUCAAAAUCUAAUUUCAGACAGCAUUUCAGUAUAACAUAACAACUUGUUCAAUUCGAAAAUCAAUGUCUCAAAUGGUUUUCAAUACAAUGUGUUUGUUACACGAUUCAGAACAUUUUCUACAAGGAAAUCAUACGUUGAAUGAAACAUGGAAACAAAAUCGGUUUGAAAAUGAGUUAUUCCGAUAAUUUUGAAUUUGGAUUUGUUACAGAACUUGUAAUUAUGAAGAUCCAGAUGGAUUUGCUACAUUUCCGAGGAAAUUCAAAAGAACUUCUGAUUUCACGCGAUUAGUCUUUAUCAGGGAUCCAUUUGAAAGAUUUUUGUCAUUAUAUUUGGAUAAAUGUGUACGGUAAUUAAAAUGAAAUAAUCAGAUUCUCAAAAUUUUCAAUUUUUUCAGAGAACAUUUCUGUUUCGAUUGUAUGGAUGAUAUGCGGUGUGUUCUCAAAAACAUUUACAAGUCUCUGAAAAAAUUCAUAGCCGAAGGAGAAAGCACUGAAAAUGAUUGGUUUAUGAAUCAACACAGUGCUCCGAUUUCAUGGUUUUGUGAUUUCGAUGAAUAUUUAAAAGCAUAUCAUGUUUUGAUUAUUGGACGACAUAUCGAAGAUAGAAAAUCUCCAAUUAUGAAACUAUCGAAAAUUCUAGAAAGAAAAGAAGUUCCAGAGCAUAUUAUUUCAAAAAUUGUUCAUGAGACAUUACGUAAGAUCAGAAUUAAAAACUCAUGGUAGAAAACUUGAUUAAUUUUCAGUCGGUGAAACAUCUCAUGGUACAAGUGAUUCUUCUCAUCGAAACAAAGCUGCUGAACAAAUCAAAAGAGAUCCAAUAGUUCGAGAAUAUUUGCAUAAGAUAUAUUUCAAUGAUUAUUUGAUAUUUCCAUUUGAUAAAUCUCAUUUGGAUUUGGAAUAUCAAAAUGCUUACUGGGAAGAAAAGUUCAAUCAAGACUAUGCUGGUUACAUCAAAAAACAGGAUUCAAAUGCUCAUUUGCUAAAUUAGUUUAAAUAUUUUUUUAGAAUAAAGUGUGAAAAAAUUGUUUUCAAAUUGUUUCAAGUUUAACUGGAUCGAAAUUGAGAUCAGAAUCGAAACGAGAAAAUGCGAGUAUUUUUUGGCAGCUUCAUUUCCCGGCUAAAAAUGAAGAAAACACAUCUUGCAUAAGCCAGAGAUUGUUUUUAGAUUGUCAUCUAAAAAUAAAUCGCUUAAUUUUUAGAUAUACCGCAAUUUUUCUACCAAAAAAAGCUCGCCGUGCUGUGUGAAAAAAAAUAAUGCAAUUUUUCUUGACAAAUUGAGAUUUACAAAAUAUCUAGAUGUCAAUUAUUUAUUUGUUGCAUAAAAAUAUUUUUCUAGAAAAAAAAGGAUUUUUUUGUAUAAAGAAUUUUGAAAUCUAUGUGACUUAAAGUUUGAAUUUUUUUUUUCAAAAGAAGUUACGGAUGUUGUUUUUGAAAGAUCUGAUUUCGAUUUUGAUAGACUCGUGAAUAUUCAGUUUUAUAAACCGGUUGAGAAUCGUAAUCUUUUGAAAUCUCUGUUCUCCGUUUUUUAAAAAAACGAUGCUGAUGUCACACAAAUUAAUGCCAAUGAAUCUUGAGACCGCCUCUGUCGAUCAAAACUCUCCGAUUGAAAAAAAGUAGAACCUCAUUCACUUUAUUUGAAAUCAUAGAUCUUAAAAUUUCGAUUGAAUGAGGUGCUUGAUAUAUUUUAUAAUCUUAGCCUUCACUGUUGUAUUUCUAUCAUUUUUUGGAGAAUUUGUAAAUUAUAAACAAUUCUCUUUCUAUUCACCAGAUGCAAAAAAUGAUGAUAAUAUAACAUUUAUCCCGCCAUUUCACUCGAUUCUUACUGAUUAUUUGGUGAGUGUUUUUUUAUUUUUUUCACAAAGUUUAUGAGUUUUGUUACAGACAUCGUCUGAUUACAAUAUAACAACUUGUUUGGUUCGAAAAUCUAUGUCUCAGAUGGCUUUUAAUACAAUGUGUUUAUUAUAUGAUACAGAGAACUUUCUAGAAGGAAAUCAUAAAUUAAAUGAAACAUGGCACAAAAAACGGUCAGACUCAAUUUAGAAAUAUGAAAUCAUCUGAAAAUUUUAUUUCCAGAGCAUGCAGUUAUUCAGAUCCAGAAUUCGCUACAUUUUCAAAAAACUAUACACCAAGCUCUAACUUCACCAAUUUGGUAUUCAUAAGAGAUCCGUUUGAUAGGUUUUUAUCAUUGUAUUUGGAUAAAUGUGUCAGGUAUUCAAUAUAAUGAAUUUUCUGUUUACGAUUUGGUGAGUUUUCAGAGAACAUAGAUGUUAUGAUUGUGAUGAAGAUAUGCGAUGUGUAGUGAGAGAAAUUUAUAAAUCUCUCAAGGAACAAACAAUAAACGAUGAAACGUUUAUGGAUAAGCAUAGUGCUCCAACUUCAUGGUUCUGCGGGUUCCAAAAAUAUCUCAAAACAUACAAUUUGUUAGUGAUUGGUUCCGAUUUACAAGAACGGAAAGAACCUGUCAAGAAAUUAUCCGAAAUUUUAGAAAAGAAGGGAGUUCCAAGUUACCUUAUUUCAAAGAUUGUCGAAGAGCUAUUGGGUGAGUUACUGAACUAUCAGGGUAUUGAAUAACGGUGUAAUUCCAGUUGGUGAAACGGAACAUGGUACUCAUACAUCAACACGGCGAAAAAUUGCUGCUGAACAAAUCAAGAAUGAUCCAGUUGUUCGAAAAUAUUUGCAUAAAAUAUAUUUCAAUGAUUAUUUAAUAUUUCCAUUUGAUCGAUCACACCUGGAUCCAGAAUAUCAGGAGUCUUAUUGGGAUGAAAAAUAUAAAGAAGAUUAUGCUGAUUAUAUCAAAAUACAAGAUUCCAAUGUUCAUUCGAUAAAGUAG
Caenorhabditis angaria is the source of this 3029-nucleotide messenger RNA. The record is from the annotation of a GenBank genome assembly. Lineage: Eukaryota; Metazoa; Nematoda; Chromadorea; Rhabditida; Rhabditidae.